This is a messenger RNA of Argentina anserina (silverweed cinquefoil), 1078 nucleotides long. RefSeq names its product ribosome-binding factor PSRP1, chloroplastic. The record is from RefSeq and is a predicted model, not a curated record. The transcript is spliced from 4 exons. Lineage: Eukaryota; Viridiplantae; Streptophyta; Magnoliopsida; Rosales; Rosaceae. Gene Ontology annotation, molecular function: ribosomal small subunit binding. Bases 95 to 967 code for a protein of 290 amino acids. Gene Ontology annotation, biological process: negative regulation of translational elongation; primary metabolic process. Gene Ontology annotation, cellular component: cytosolic small ribosomal subunit.
UUUGCUCACUUCUCCCAGUACAAAGAACCCAUCUUUCUCUCUUCUAAUUCUCUCUCACGUUCCAAACCCUAAUCCUGCAACUAUCAAUCACCCAAUGGCUACUCACUUUACAACUUCUUCUUCUUUGUUUCAAUCAAUGGCUACUUUGCAAUCCACCUUUUUGGCCAAGCCCCAAAUCUCCAAGCUCUCAUCUGACUCCUCUAGUUUCAUGAACCCAUGCAAGAAUCUGAGACCCAUUUCGAUUGAGAUUAUUAGACCCAGAAGCAAGGACCAUGGUGUGAAGAUGUCAUGGGACGGUCCACUCUCUUCAGUCAAGCUGAUCAUACAGGGGAAGCAUUUGGAGUUGACAGAACCAGUCAAGAAGUAUGUUGAAGACAAAGUUGGAAAGGCAAUUCUAAAGCAUAGCCACCUGGUGAGGGAAGCUGACAUUCGCUUGUCUGUUCGUGGUGGAGACCUAGGAAAAGGCCCAAAAAUUAGGAGAUGUGAGGUCACUUUGUUCACAAAAAAGCAUGGAGUGUUCCGGGCCGAGGAAGAAGGUGAGACACUUAUUGCUAGCAUAGAUAUGGCAUCGUCUAUCAUCCAGAGGAAAUUGAGGAAAAUCAAGGAGAAGGAAUCUGACCACGGUCGUCACAUGAAAGGCUUUAACAGAUUGAAAGUGAGGGAGGCUCAAUUACCUAUGGAAGUGGAAGAAGAGCCCCAGGAUGAGGAGGACGACCUGCUGGAUGAGGUUGUUCGUACAAAAUACUUCGACAUGCCACCUUUGACAGUUGCUGAAGCAGUUGAUCAACUGGAAAACCUUGAUCACGACUUCUAUGCUUUCAGAAAUGAAGAAACUAGUGAGAUUAACAUCCUAUACAGAAGAAAGGAAGGAGGUUAUGGGGUUAUUAUACCCAAAAGAAGUGGGAAAGCUAACAAAGUGGAGAAUGUGGUGGUAGAGCUAGCUAGAGAACAUUCCGUGGCAGAAUAAGUAGGUCUAGCAAAGCUUGUGUAUAGUUAAGUUUCCCAAUGAUCUGUAGGAUUUCUAAAAGCAACAGUGAUUUGAAUGCUGAGGCCUCCUGAAGAGGCAUAGUUUUGUGCU